Messenger RNA from Physcomitrium patens, 4750 nucleotides. The record is from RefSeq and is a predicted model, not a curated record. NCBI's taxonomy places the organism in Eukaryota, Viridiplantae, Streptophyta, Bryopsida, Funariales, Funariaceae.
UUCGCGAUCAGAAGCGUUAAAGUCGACGAAAAAUGCCACAAUUGUCGGUCGCCGGUAGCGCAGUCGAACUAGCGUCCUGUCUUUAGCAAGGAAUCUAGGCUUUCUCUGCGGCGUACAUUCGUUGGUUUCGUUCUGUUUCUGCAGACCUCCGCCUGGAAAAAGCGAGAGAGCAGGCGAUGGCGGAGCAGAGCAGACCUACGAUUUGUUUGCUUUGAGGAAUUAUUCGUCGCGGAAAAAAUGUUUUGUCGCAGCUUUCCAUUCUCUUACUAGGUAUUCUGGAAAGGUCAGGAAUGGAUUGGACUUGUGUGGUUUUUCAGCGAUAGGAGGAUUGCAAUGUGAUGUGCGAUUGUAAACUUGCUUCAAGGCGUGGAUGAUGGAUAGAAUUGAGCCCUUUGCUAGACAAUGAGCUCGACAGAUGUCCAGCGUUGUUUCUCCGCACAUGUGUUGAGUAUUGCGUCUGGUUUUAUCCUUCAGGCACUUUUUCAAGAAUUUCUUUUGGUGCUUAUUUCAGACUUCUCGCAAUAUUUUUUUUCUUUUAUCCCUCCUCUUACAACUCAGUUAAGGUAUCACGACGCUUAGUUUGUUGGAUGUCAGCUGACUUUGCCUGCGGAGAGAACUAGCUUGCAUUGAGCGUAGCCAAUUAGAGGUUAUGGAGGCGGGUUCAAGUAACGCUCAAGCUUCUGCCUCGUAAAAUUCAUCAUGAAUUGGAUGAAAUGUUCCAAUAUUGAGGACUAGGAGAAACUGUUUGCCUGGUACCUUUGGCUUGAUUUCAUCUUGCAGUCACCUAGAGUUAGCAUGGAAAAAGAGUUCCUCAUUUUUUCCUGAUAUAAGACCUUGUCACAUUCUGCAUGUUCUCAAAUGGUACAAGAUGGCACCCUGAAAAUGAAGUGCACUUCUGUUUUUUCCAGCUUUUGUAAGGGUUUUGGAAACGGAAGCUGAGAUUAGCACAUAACUUUGCUCGCUUUAGGUUCAGUAAAAGCGAGAAUUUCUCGUUGCAAACAGCUCGGUCUUCUUUUCUAUGGCAUUUUUUGUAUGCAUAUUCUGAAUGCUUUUCCAGGUUUUUUCAGGAUGAAGUCGAUGAGGUUCCGCAGCUGCUGUGAUGCGUAGAAAGCUAUAAUGAGCUCAUGUGAUACUUGUCCAAAGCUCGUAACCGAAUGCAAGAAUCAGGGUUGGAAAAGCUUUCAAUGGAAAGCGAGAGAUCACAUUUCGUGGACGAACCGGCCGUGGCAAAAUCCAAGAAAAUGAGUGCAGUAAUGGAAAUGCACUGGAACGUGUGAAGAGCCCAACAUUAUAGAGCUUAAUCAUGUUGUGCUUUUCCUCGAACAAUUCACUUCAUUUAUAAAUUUUCAAGACAAUCACAUGUUUAGGCUGAAGUAUGGCGUGGACUAUAUAUUCUUAACAGCAUGGAUCAGGGGCUAAGAUUAUCUGGAUGCCCAACUCAUCAAUUUAGAAGUGUCUUAGACAUCGAUCUACAGGAUGUACCUGGAAGCCUGUGGUUUUUAAAGUCAUGUAUUUGCUUUUCUCCCAGUUUUCACUCUUCUGUUAUCAAGGGCUAAAAGUCAGCAAGGGUGUUUGUUGCCCUCCCUCUCUCAUUGUCCGAAGGGAGGUUAGGUGGUGGAGGAAAGCUCGACAAUCUCAAAUGCAACAAUUUGUGAAAGAUCCUUUUCCUCUUGCUUGCUCAGACAAUAUCGCUUGUCAUGGUUAUGAGGCGUGUGAUUACUGUUGUGAGGUUAGGAUUAUGCGCAAGUAUCGGAGGUCUGAAGAGGUGUUGAAAUCAGCUUGUUGUCGAGACCUUUGUGAAGUUGGGCGGCCAGCUCCUAGAAGCACACCGAAUGAGUGAAAAUGGUGAAGUACACUCGGAUGGAGGAGAACAAACGCGUCUUUACAGAGGAGUACGACACUGAUGAGUACGAAACGUUGACAUGUGAAUGUCACCACCUCGCAAGGGCUAAAGAACUUAAUGGUUCUAGGCGGAAGCCCUUCUUCUGCAUAUACUGUAAAGCAGUUUUCAAGGACAAAAACAAGUUGAAUCUUCAUAGGCUUGAAGGGUGUUUUGCUGUAACUUGUGAUGGCAAGAAGACUGCCCUCAAGAUUUACCCGGUGUUUGGCAAAGGACAAAGGGGAGAAGUUGAAGAUAUCCUCAUCAAACGCGGUCUCAUGAAUCCACGGAAGAAGCCUUCAAGGGCUAAGAGGAAGAAAUCAGCCGCCGUCUUAAAGGAAUCCAUCCCUAGUAUGGGAAUAGAAAUUGCUGCUCAGGCAGCAGAGGAAGAGCAUGCACCCCUUCGGCCGCAGAAACCGAAAGUAUGGGGUAUGCUUUCUUCCUAUUCUUCUCAUGGGGCUAAGAAGAAACACAUGAGUUCGAAAGAUAGUGAUAUGCAGAUUUCGUAUGGAAACCACGAGCAAGUGGUGGACAUCCCCAACAGCGGCGACACUCUAGCUGUGGGGCAAGGAGAGAUGCAGGUGCAGAUGUAGUUGACCAGGGAACAGGUCGAAGCCCAGGCGUGGGUAGUAGCUAUUAAUAUGCCUCGAGAUGCCUAUGUGGUUUCACGCCCCGAAGUGGUGCCAUGUCCCGGUCUUUGGUACUUGAUGCAAUUCCAGUUGCUACCAAGUGACUUCCCUAACGUCAGGGAUGACUCUUUCUUUCAGGCCUUUAUUGACUUUGUAGAUAAGGGGCUGAUUGAUGCCGCCUUACGCAGUUCGUAUGGAACGUGGUACAUGGAGAGAGAGUGUGAUGCAAAUGAAGAGGAAAAAAACGCAGUGAAGCUUACAACAACCAGAUUCAAAUUAGUUGGAGGUCUCCCUGAUCUAGUUGCACGACACACAGAGAAGCAAGCAUUGCUAGCGUUCCUGCAAUACCAGAAAGAAUGCUUAAAAUUUGAAGGAGAGAAGCUUGCAGCCGAAAAGGAGCUUCGCUUACGCAGGGAGAGGUAUGUCAAGGAUAGACUCAAAGACUUCGAUGCAAGGGAACAUGCCCAUAAGGAACUGGCUGUUUGGCAUUGGUCACCACUACUACAUAUUUUGAAGUUGUAUUCCAUUGCAAGCGUCCCCCCUAGACCUUGGUUACAUUCGGACGCAGAGCAAAAGCAAAUUGCGCAUGCUGUGCUAAGGAAUCGUAGCCUGUAUGUUAGUGAUCCUCCGCCUUGUCCUUUGAUAGUGCGCAUGUUCAAGAUUGUGUACUUCUGUUGCUUUGAUAAAAACAAAACUUUAUCUGAUCCUAUCUCGGGGCUUUCGCGCGAGACGAUCCUCAGCUACUCAACCAGCGAAAGUGCAGCUCCUGUGCUGAGAAUUUCUGCUCAAUCUGUUCUCAAUGAAGGAUGCUUUCUGUUUGCAAACUUGCUUCCUCAUUCCGGGGCACAAGCAGAAGUUUUUCAAGAUAUCAAUUUUCUGCUUCAUGGUUCGACACUUGAGCGUGAAAUGAUAGUGCACAAAGUGCAAAGCUUUCUGAGAAUCGUGCGCCAACGUGCUGCUGGCGAUAUGGCUCAAUUGCAUCCAAAGGAGUUUCGUGUGCUUUGGUGUGGUGGUGGUGACAGUGCUGUUAAUGAUGCAUUGAAGAAGUUUAUGCUCUGCCUCAAAUCCCGAGAAGAUUUGAAUAUGAGAUGGGUGUCGUCCUCUUUAGGGCACUCUGAGUGCGAUUCUGUUGCAGUUAUGCAAGCAAGAGAGGCUGUCUUGAAAGCAAUUCAUAAACUACACGACCAGCGUGUGAUUUCUGACAAAAACCGCCUGCUAGCUGCCUCAUCCCGCUUACAGUCAAUUGACGUCAAGGCUUCUGACGACAAGUUUCAAGCAUUACUCGAGCCUUGUUCUCAGCGGAAGAUAUCAGACAGUAGUGCAAAUGGUUCAUCAGGUCAAGGUCUGGAUGAUGGAAGCAAUGGUUCUAGCUACUCGACCAGUGGCUCCGCCGAGACCCAGCAGGAUUCGCGGCCCUCUCAUGAAGUAAAAGAAAUAGGCAUUGACGUUGAGAGACCACUCCAUACACAUGACCUAGUCGAUAAGCCACCUCGUAAGCAUUUCAAUACUUCCCCUGACCUCAACGUAACUCUCGAUUCUGAUGAUUCCUACAGUCCUGCUUCUCCUGUGAUGAAAUCUGACUCGUCUCUAACUUUACACAUGACCGGACUGCAUGUCGUACCCCCCAAGUCAGUCUCCGUUCUCGGUGUUGAGGUUCAAACCUCAGAUCCUUGCAGUCGUUCUCCUCUACCUCUCCACUUUCAUGGUCCCAGUAGUGGUGCCCAAUCCCCUAAAAGUCAUGAGGAUCUGCGUCCUGCUCCUCUUCACCCUGAUGUCCAUGCCGACAGUUCGCAUGUUGCCUCUCCCCUUGUCCAAACUCGUCUCUCUGAAAAUCCUUACGCUGCAGAAACUUCCUCCUCUGCCUCGGCCUCAGCUAAUCAUGCUCCAGAGAAUUAUUCCCCUUGCGUUCCUCUCAUGUUCACUGCGCAGUCAUCAUUCUCUACUUCAACUACUGCCACCACACGCAAUGAUUCUCUUAAAGAAUCCUGAGCCACUCUGGAGUUAAAUGUUACCCGGAUGGAUCCAGAUCAGGAGCAGUGACCUAGUAACAGUGCAUUUGUAAAUCUGCAUAUGUGUGCCAUAUCAGUUGUUAUUUAUCCGGUUUUGUUUACUGAGAGGUAAGUUUGGUUAGUGCCUUACGAGAAUGUUCGCUUCUUUCAUAAAUUGAGACUAAAUUUAUACAUGGUUUUUGUACUCUUGAAUUCUGCGUUCAGGGUGCAGAACCUGCAUUUUGAUAUUAUCA